Blepharisma stoltei is the source of this 2169-nucleotide messenger RNA. Lineage: Eukaryota; Ciliophora; Heterotrichea; Heterotrichida; Blepharismidae. The record is from the annotation of a GenBank genome assembly.
AUGGAAGUCUAUACAGGUCAUCUCUUUAGGUCUCAGCCUCCUAUAGUCAGAAUGGGAGGCUACUCUCCACCCAAAAUCUCAGUUAAAUCUAAAACAACAGCCCACAGUCUUGCCAGUACAAUAGAAGAUUCCUCAUUUAUUGGUCCAUUAAAAAUCGUAAGAGUUUCCUCUACAUCAGGAGAUCGUCCAAUCGCCAUAGUUCCUGAAAACCUUGGUCGGACCCAAAGAAUCCCAGUACUUUUCAAAGAUUUCAAAAAAAUCAAACAAUUUAAACCUCCUACAAACCAGCCAAACGUAAUUUUAAGUGAAAUAACAGCUGAUUUGACCUCAUGGAAAAGCUCAACAACACAGCCAAAAUUAAUCAGACCUAAUACAGUCAAAUCAAAUUCUGUAUCUAAAUUUUGCACUGCGAGAUUAUCUUUAGACAGUCCUCGCUCUAGUACUUUUAAACGCCUAACAAUUAGAAGUUCAUCAUCUACCAAAAAAGAUUUAUCUAAAAAAACAAGCAGACUUAUCUGAAAUCCAUCACAACUUCAUAUGAAACUUCAAAGAGACGGCGAAAACGGCCCAGCUGCACUAUUAAACACCCAAGCCUUAGAAGAGAAGCUCUAUGAAGAAUUUCCAGAAAAAUUAAAUAUUUUGCAUUAUAAAGGAGGAUAUAGGUCAGGCCAAAGAGAAGGGACAGGAAAAAUUGAAUACGAAAAUGGAGACUGGUAUGAAGGAAAUUGGAUGGGGAACAUGCGAAACGGAAAAGGGACUUAUUUUUAUAGUGCUAUGCAAGCACAUUAUACAGGAUGCUGAAAAGACAAUUUAAAGCAUGGCCCAGGCGCAAUGAAACUCAGAAGUGGCCAUGAAAUUGAAGGGGACUGAAAAGAUGACGUCCUUCAAGGAGAUUUUGUGACUAUUUUGUAUGCAGAAGGAGGAAAGUACCAAGGAUCCAUUGUAAAUGGUAAAAGAGAAGGAAGAGGGGUUAUGAUUUAUCAAGGCGCGGCAAGAUAUGAAGGAGAAUGGGUUGCUGAUAUGAGACAAGGGCUAGGAAUGCUGAUUUUCCCUAAUAAAUCUUGAUUUGAAGGGAAAUUCUAUAUGGAUUAUACAUGUGGACAAGGCGUUUAUGUGAUCCCUGAAUUCAUGCCUAAAGAUCAAUCAAAGCCACCUCCACCUCCUCCUCCACCCCCUCCUCCCAAACGCAAAGUUUUUGUAUAUAAUAACAGAAAAGAGCCCCCUCCAGUUGUAAUUGACUAUGAAGCCCAAAAAAAUAAAGCUUUAACACAAUAUAAAUACAGAAUUUUCGGCAAAAAAACAGGCCUGCCGACCUUUGAUAAUUAUCAAAUAACCAGCUCUGAUGUCAUUUUUAUGUCUUCUAAAAGUGGAGAAAACAUCGGCGAGUUUCGCUCAGGAAAACUUAAUGGCUAUGGGAUUGCCUUUUAUGGUAAAUAUGCAUUAUAUGAAGGAAAUUUCCAAGAUGGGCUGAAAAAUGGCCCAGGAAAAAUCAGUUAUACAGACCCUGACCAUGAAGUUUCAUGGCUGCCUGAAUUUGAAGCUGAUUAUGAAGGGGAAUGGAAAAAUGAUUUACGAAACGGAAAAGGGACUAUAAGUUGGCCAAAUGGAAUAAAAUAUGUAGGAAAUUUUAAAAGUGAUAGAAGACACAAUGUCCUAGGUACGCUUUAUUUUUUAAAUGGGGAUAUUUAUGAAGGAGAAUGGAUGGAAGAGCUUAUGCAUGGCAGAGGAAAAUUUACCACACCUGAUAAGAGAGAAUAUAGAGGACGUUUUUUGAACGGGGAGUUUGGAGGAGAAGGAUUUUUGAUUUUCCCUAAUGGAGAUAAAUAUGAAGGGGAAGUAAAAACAAUGCUACCAGAAGGGAGAGGAAAAUUAUAUUUGUUAAAUGGAAAUAAAUAUAAUGGGCAGUUUCAUAAUGGAAUUAUGGACGGAAAUGGACAUAUGGAAUACACAAAUGGAGAUGAAUAUAUUGGAGAAUGGAAUCAAAACCAAAGAAACGGAUUUGGAUUGAUGAAAUACAAAGAAACUGAAGAAGUCUAUGAAGGAUGGUGGAUCCAGGAUAAAAGACAAGGACAAGGGACUUUGUAUAACCACAAAAAAGAAGUCAGGUUUUCAGGCAAUUGGUUUGAUGACAAAAAGGAAGGAGAAGGUGAAAUGAUUUUGCAGCUUUAA